AUGAAUGAUGCCAAACUUUUCACCAAAUCAAAGAGUGUCGAAUUGCAAGCAGAGAUAGAACAGGCGUUUAAAAAGUCGAAACCAGUAAAUCGGAUCAAGGUUGUGCUCCGAAAACUUUUGGCAAAUGUAAUACUAAACAACCAUGAAAUGGCAACCUUAAUGAAAGACAUGAUACCUUUGAUGAAGUUGGAUGAUCUAGAGAUUAGAAAAAUUAUUUGUGAAUAUGUGGUGAAUUAUGCCCAUUUAUCGUCUGAUGUACAACAAGCAGUUCCAUUUUUGAACCGAUUCAAGGAUGAACAUUCACCGAUUUUACGAGCUUUGGCUAUAAAAACUAUGUCCUCGAUAAAUCUCCCCGCAUUUAUGGACCUUAGUUUUGCUUCAGUAAAGAGGGCACUUCGAGACAAAGAACCAUAUGUGAGACGAUCAGCAGCAUAUGCUAUUGCAAGGUUGUAUCAACAUGAUCCCACACGUACAGAACGAGAAUCACUAGUAGAUGAGUUAAAUGAAUUGCUCUACGAUAAUGAUCUGGUCAUAAUUUCUGAUGCAUUAGCUGCCUUGAGCUCCAUAACGGAAAAGAGCAAGACGUUAAACUUGGCAAUUGACAAAGCACAUUCAUUAACUUUGAUUUCAUUAUUGAGAAGCGCUAAUGAAUGGCAACAAAUUUAUUUAUUGAACUCUCUUAUGGCUUAUGUUCCCCAGACUGAGACAGAGGCUUUGGAUUUGAUAGAAGCGGCACUUCCAUCCUUACAACAUGAGAAUUCUGCUGUAGUCCUCAAUGCCAUCAAGAUAAUCGUUUACUAUAGCAACUACGCAAGAAAUCCCGAACUCCAUUUCCCAAUUCUUCCCAAGCGUAUUGGUGCGUCUUUGAACUCGCUACUUUCAAAGCCAUCAGAGACUCAGUUUUUAGUAUUGAGGAAUGUCAUUUUGCUUUUACUUGGCAAAAAGAACUUGGUUCAGUUUGAUAUUGAAAUGUUUUAUUGUCGCUUUGAUGACCCCAUCUAUGUCAAAGACACAAAACUUGAAAUUAUUUAUUUAUUGGCCAACGAGGACAACAUCGAGCUGGUUUUGGACGAGCUUGAGGAAUAUGCCACAGAAGUGGACGUUGCGAUGGCAAGAAAAGCAAUUAGAGCAUUUGGGAAUUUGGCUGUUAAGUUGGAGAAUGCAGCUGAAAGAUGUGUGGAGGUGUUGUGUGAUCUCAUCUCGACUGGUAUUACAUAUAUUGUUCAAGAGGCAGCAGUUGUGGUGAAGAAUAUAGUCAGAAGGUACCCAAGUAGGUAUAACUAUGCCGUGGAUGAGCUCACCAAGUAUUCUCAAAUAUUUGAUGAACCAGACGCAAAGGUGUCGAUGAUUUGGAUGGUUGGUCAGUUUUGCAAAAUCAUCCCAAAUGCUAAAAAGCACUUGUCACAAUUGAUGGCUUCGUUUACUGAGGACCCUAUCGAGGUUCAACUCGCAGCGUUGACUGCAGUUACAAAAUAUUACCUCGUGUUUCCACUAGAUGGUGAGAAUCUACUUCUUGAGGUAUUAAAAUGGGCAACUGAAGAGACAAACAAUCCCGACGUUAGGGACCGUGGAUAUAUAUAUUGGCGAUUACUUUCGUCUGAAUAUGCCACCAGCUCCCAAAAUGGGUUCCAAGAAAAUACAAAGGAUAUUGUUUUCAAUCAAGAUCCACACAUCACUUCCGAAAACGAUAGCAUAAACCCGGCAAUUUUGGAAGAGUUGGAGCUCAAUUUCGGCACUUUGGCGUCUAUAUAUCUCAAGCCAGUUCAAAGUGUAUUCAGGUUGGCUAAGCAUAAACAUCUCGUAUGGUCGCCCGCGCUUCAAGUGGAACAACUGCUGACGUCAAAUCGCGAGUUUGCAUCACCUAAACCGCUGUACAUACAAUCGCGAACUUCAAGCACGUCUACAAAUUCAAAAAGAGGGUCACAUUUGAGCAAGCACAAUGUUGGAAAUUCUGGAGACGAUUUUAGUACACGAAGUUUUAGUCCGAAACCACCUGCGAAGGAAAACUUAGGACAGAAGCUAAGCAGAAAGAGCUCAUCUGUGACAGGAAAGAUAGCAAGCAAGAUACUGAACUUUUAA
This is a messenger RNA of Lodderomyces orthopsilosis Co 90-125, 2079 nucleotides long. RefSeq lists its product as uncharacterized. The transcript has a single exon. Gene Ontology annotation, cellular component: membrane coat. Bases 1 to 2079 code for a protein of 692 amino acids. Gene Ontology annotation, molecular function: clathrin binding. The record is from RefSeq and is a predicted model, not a curated record. Gene Ontology annotation, biological process: intracellular protein transport; vesicle-mediated transport. Lineage: Eukaryota; Fungi; Ascomycota; Pichiomycetes; Serinales; Debaryomycetaceae.